AUAUUCAGGUUCUGUCGGUCAAAGUGUCACAAAGCCUUUCAAAAGAAGCGCAAUCCCCGUAAAGCACGGUGGACAAAAGCAUUCAGAAAAGCUGCUGGAAAAGAACUUACUGUUGACAGUUCUUUGGAAUUUGAGAAAAGAAGAAAUGUUCCAGUCAAGUAUAACAAGGAGUUAUGGCAGAACACAGUGAAAGCAAUGAAGAGAAUUGAAGAAAUCAAAGCCAGGCGACAGAAUCACUUUAUUGCCAACAGAUUAAAGAAGGGCAAGGAGCUGAGAAAGGAGGCAGACAGGAAAGAAGUGGAGAAGAACAUUCACCUCAUCAAAUCUCCUGCAGCUGGACUCAAACAGAAGAAACAGAUGGUGGAAGUGGUCAUGGAACGGGAUGUGGAGGAAAUGGAGGAGAACUAAGCAGCGGAUUCGGUCAUUUCAUCAUUCAUCAUCACCUACUUUCUCUUCAUUACCCCCGAAACGGGAUUCGACUGGUUCUGCUCAUGACAUUAUUGAAGUGCUUGGAGCAGUGUUGUUUGACGAAGCAAAUAAAUGCUUGGAACUACA
Molecule: messenger RNA, 555 nt
Organism: Aplysia californica (California sea hare)
Lineage: Eukaryota; Metazoa; Mollusca; Gastropoda; Aplysiida; Aplysiidae
Product: probable ribosome biogenesis protein RLP24
Biological process (GO): ribosomal large subunit biogenesis
Cellular component (GO): nucleolus
Source: RefSeq, a predicted model, not a curated record